CAGAUUUCUAUCCACUCAGAUGACGCAAGUCGGAAACAGAGAUGCAGGGAGAAGAUGGAGGAGCUGAAGAAUACACAAUUCUCAAGUGCAGAAGAUGCAGCUUCACCACUACCGCAUAAGGAACUUGUUGGAGAGAAAAAUAUUGUGAUUUUUGAGCUUUAUGAUGCUGUUGAAAAGGGGGAUGUGGUUAACUUUGUUGAUGUAUUGGGGAAAGAAUGUGCAGCAAGGAAGGUGCCUUUGUCUGAUAUUUUUGAUCAGGUAACAGGAGCAGGUGAUUCACUGCUUCACGUGGCCGCAGAUUUUAGGAGUGAACAGAUUGCAGAGUUGAUUUCUUGUCACUUUCCGGAGCUUCUUACUAGAAGAAAUGUGACAGGUGAUACUCCACUUCAUGUUGCUGUGAGGUCCAAGAACUCCUCUAUAGUCAAGCUUAUUCUGUCUCAGUAUGCCAUAGAGAAGUCAAAACACGAUGGUUUGAAGGAUAAGGAGAUAACAAGAGAAACAAAUGAGUAUGGGAAUACUCCUUUACAUGAAGCUGUCUAUAGUGACCAUUUUGGUGUGGUUGAAGAGAUUUUACAUGCAGAUGAGCCUGUUGCACAUUAUCUGACCAAGUCCAGGUCUUCGCCACUGUUCUUGUCAGUCAUGAGUUCAGAUGUGAAAAUUUUGGAUCUGCUGUUACAAAUUCCCUUUCCUGCUGAUCAACCACUUCCACAGUGUUUCGGAAACUCUCCACUCCAUGCAGCCCUUCGAGAAAGGAAUCCUGAUCUAAUAAGAGAGAUAUUAGGGAAAAGAGAGGAGCUAAUUUACUUUGAGAGAUGAAGAGGGGGGUACUCCCUUUCAU
Molecule: messenger RNA, 838 nt
Organism: Vigna umbellata (rice bean)
Lineage: Eukaryota; Viridiplantae; Streptophyta; Magnoliopsida; Fabales; Fabaceae
Source: RefSeq, a predicted model, not a curated record